Messenger RNA from Saccharomycodes ludwigii, 1530 nucleotides. RefSeq names its product 3-dehydrosphinganine reductase (gene TSC10). Gene Ontology annotation, biological process: sphingolipid biosynthetic process. Gene Ontology annotation, molecular function: 3-dehydrosphinganine reductase activity. Gene Ontology annotation, cellular component: endoplasmic reticulum membrane. The record is from RefSeq and is a predicted model, not a curated record. Bases 1 to 1530 code for a protein of 509 amino acids. Lineage: Eukaryota; Fungi; Ascomycota; Saccharomycetes; Saccharomycodales; Saccharomycodaceae. The transcript has a single exon.
AUGUUUGGCAGGACCAGAUCUAGAAGCACCGGUAGUAAUACCAGCAACACAAGCUUUGAUAGAAAUAUGUAUCAAUAUUAUUAUAAUCAUUAUACUAAAACUAAUGGUGAUGAAUAUAGAAUACAAGAUAUGAAUGACAAUCCUAAAAACUUUAGCAUGGAAAACCAAACCGUUCUAAUUAGCGGUGGAUCACAAGGCUUAGGUUUUCAAUUUGCCCGCAAGUAUUAUAAGGAAACUUGCAAUACAAGAAUUAUACUAGUUAGUAGAUCUUCUGACAAAUUAAUUAACGCAUGCGAAAAAAUAACUGGUGAUGAGCAUCAAUCACCCUCCUUUCUAAACAUUCAAGACUAUGAUGAGAAAUUACAUACGCACAUUCCUGGCGUUAGUAACGUUGAUCAAAACAGUUAUAGAAAAAACAAGAAGCAUGACUCUUCUUUUACCAUCACCAAUAAUAAAAAUAAUUCUAUCAGCGAUAGAAAUAUUAGGUUGUUCUACUAUCCUUGCGACUUAUCCAAAGCUGAGGAUGUUCAGGGCAAUUUGAUUAGCCUAUUGGUUUCUAAAAGACUAUUGCCCACACAAGUUUUUUUUUGUGCUGGUGGUGCCCACCCUGCUCUUUUUAAAGAUAUGGAGCUACAACAAUUAGAAAAUGGUGUAACCAUGAACUAUUUAAGCGCGUUAUAUUUAUCCCAUUCCAUUUUAAAAUUGAUUAAUACCUACGACAAUUAUAAUCCUCAUUUAAUCUUCUUUAAUAGUGAAGCUAUUUUUUUCCCCUUUAUAGGAUAUUCCCAAUAUGCUCCAUUAAAACAAGCUUUAAAAUGUUUGGUUAGCAUUUUAAGACACGAAUACCCUAACCAAAGAAUAAGUAAUGUUUAUCCAGGUAACUUUGAUAGUGAAGGGUUUAAAGUUGAAAAUGAAACAAAACCUGAAAUCACAGUUGAGCUAGAGGGUAAAUCAACAACCAUAAGUUGUGAAGCCUGUUGUGACAAGAUUAUUUGGUGGUUGGGCAAGGGAUAUGAUGAUAUAACUACAGAACUUUUGGGUUGGUUUUUGAUGAGUUUAGAUUUAGGCUUAAAUAAAAAUUGGAAUUAUAGCAUCUUUUGGUUUCUUCAAUUACUAAUAGGUUGCAUUUUCAACUUGCUAGUGGCUCCGUUUUAUAUGUUUUUCACUGAUCGUUUGAUUAAGAACUGGUCAAGAAAACAAUCUGGAUAUAAUAGUUCUUCUAGUGCAUCCAUUAUUGGUCCUGACAACAGCUUAUAUGAAUUAAGAACUUCUGAAGGGGGCGUUAGCAGUAGUAGCAGCAGUACCUAUCCGUUAUUACAAAAAACUAGCAGUUUGACUAUUGCCGAUGACAAUGAUGAAACGAGUAGUAUUACAAGUAGUAGGUACGGUGGAAGGAGAUUAAAAACUACCAGCAAUGGUGUCACUGCUGCUACUACCACUACUCUCAAUCCUGCCAUUAUUAAUAGUAACGAAGAUAGGUUUCUUGGUUUUACUAAGGGUAGUAAUGGAUCAAGACAAAGAUUACUGUAG